UAUGGACCAAAAUCAAAAUCUAACGCAUAUCAAGUUGCGAUGAAACUCCAUAUUCUAUUUCAUAUCAUUAUUUGAUUUCACUUAGUAACAACGAGUUUAAAACCAUAUUUCUCAACAGUACAAAGUAUAAACGCAAUUUGGUGAAACUCUCAGAAAAAUUAACGCCCAAGCUCUGCUGCCAAAUUGAGCCCAGUUCAUUAACGCUACAAUUUUGCUAACCAUGAGUCAAAUGUGAAACUGCAACGGAGCGCAAUGAAAGUUGGUAAUUGUGUGUAAAUUUGGCCUCAAACGGGUUGGGCCAAAUGCGUAACUUGUCUCCUGCGUAAAUUUUUAGUCAUACGUUGUAAAAUUAUUCGAUGGUACCUAGUAACGAAGUGACAGUUUAAAUAUCAGAAGCUUCAAUAGGAUUAUCAUCAGUUUUUGCUUACAAGCUGACUUGACCAGUCGUGAAUACAGUGCUUCAAACCAAAGAAUACUUUGCUCUUGGAAGAAUGCUGAAGAAAAUCAUCAUCUUUGCAACUGUUGUUGCCGCAACAGUAGCUUUUCCUACGAAGCAACCUACUGCUCAAAUAGCGCAAAAGCGUAGUUCAACCGAUGAUUUGGACAAUGCAGCAACUUCGUACACCUUGGCUGGAUCACCUGGGAGUCGAUAUGGGCGAUAUCUUUCGUAUGAUGGAUACAACGGUUACACCGGCUACGGAGGACAACCUGGUGGAUAUCCUGUUGUAGCGAACAGUGGAUACACUGGAUACAACGGAUACAACGGGUACAACAGAGGAUAUUCUAAUGGUUAUAAUGGAGGCCUAGCAAGCGGAUAUACUACCAUUCCCGGAGGAUAUUUCGAUGGAGUAGGUAGUGGAUACGCAGAUGUUGUACCUGCCGGAUACUCUGGUGGAUAUGCUUCUACAGGUUAUACAGGAGGCUAUAAUGGAGCCAACACUGGAUAUAAUGCUGGAUAUGGUAGCGGAUACACUCAGAACUACAGGUAUCCCUAUGCAGCACCAAGCAACGGCUAUAGUGGAUACAGUGGAUACUCUCCAUACUACUACAGCUCAUAGACUCCGUAGACAAACAGUUUGCUCCAUCGUGCAACAUGUAUCAAUUUAUUGUUCACAGUAUUAUUCACUACAAGAUUAAUAAAUGCUCCCCAUAUUCACUCGCAACGUAAUAAAA
Molecule: messenger RNA, 1173 nt
Organism: Aedes aegypti (yellow fever mosquito)
Lineage: Eukaryota; Metazoa; Arthropoda; Insecta; Diptera; Culicidae
Product: prisilkin-39-like
Exons: 2
Coding region: 492-1058 (188 amino acids)
Source: RefSeq, a predicted model, not a curated record